Messenger RNA from Cylindrotheca closterium, 2478 nucleotides. The record is from the annotation of a GenBank genome assembly. NCBI's taxonomy places the organism in Eukaryota, Bacillariophyta, Bacillariophyceae, Bacillariales, Bacillariaceae.
AUGACAUCCAAGCUCUCUUCGCCCAAUAAAAGAAUGAAACGCACACGACCUCUGUUAUUUGGCAUUAAAGAAAAUGAGCUGAACUCUCGUCUAAAGCUGAUUCGAAAGCUGGUGGCCAAGCCAAUGCCGAUUGACCCGGAAACCAAAAUGUUGAACGAUCCUACGCCAGCUUCGAUCAGUAGCAUUCUGAUUGGCAAUAAGUAUCAUUGUUGCAACGUAGAUUGGUUGGUGGAGAAUGGAGUCACUGCAGUCUUGAACUGUGCUUCGGGUGGAAUUUCCAACUUGCCACUUGACACUCUGGUGGAAAAGGGGAUCGAAUAUCAGUUUACCAACGUUCGACGAGACGACGUGGACUAUCCUCUUUUGCAUUCACUUUCGGACGGUGUCUGCAGCCAACAUUUGGAAAUUGCCAAAAAACUGUAUGCCAAGACGCUUGAGGCAAAUGGCAAGCUUUUACUAUUCUGUGUUGCUGGGCAAAAUCGAUCUGCAACUUUGGGACUUGCCGUGCUACUGCUGUAUGGACAUCCGUUGGAAGACAUACUUCAGAGUUGUGCAGAGCAACGCUCCUUUGUGAUGGAGAACGAAGGCUUUCAGCGACAGUUAGUGGAGCUAGAACAUUUGCUCAAGACGACAAAGAAGAUCAAGGGAGUAUAUUCUCACGCCGAUGCAAAAUACAACAGCGAAAAGCAAUCUCGAAGGAAGUCUCAACUAACGAAAGCGGAAAACAUGGUUGAAGUUGAACUACUGAUACCUGGACAUUGUAGUAUGGACGUCAUGAUACCUGAAGUAUCAACAAUUGCGGCCGUGAAGCAGUGUUUGGUGGACGAGGCCAACAAAAAUCUUUUGAAUGAUGAAGGACGAGUUGUCGCCAAGUCCUGGGUCGUCCUUGCUGGUUUCGGCCAUGACCCCAUGUACGAUUUUCCGUUGGAGACGGCUGCCAUUGAUCUCCAAGUGCAAUUGGAUCGAAUGAAGGCCAUGUUCCGGCUCGAAAUAGUAUCCACUCCGCCACCAACAGACGCAUCAAAGGACAACACACCCACGAAAGGCAACGACUUGGAGUCACCAAGAAAGACUCCAGAAGUGAUUCGAAUCCGCUGGACAUCCAAAUGCCGAUUUGCCUUGGUGAUUUUCUCUGCAUCCUAUGAAAAAGACGGCCAGACUUUUGAAGAACCAUGGACAUUUGAGCACAAGGAACGAUCGAGCUCCAAAUCAUCUCUCUUGCAGAACAAUCUGAUUAAUACCGACCUUCGGGCAUGGGAUUUUGAGACCGGACAAGCCUUUGCCUCUUGCGACCCAAUCGUCUUUUCAUUCGCCGACGACCCGAGGGAUCGACGUUCUUUCAUGAAGAUCAGUACUCAGGCCAAUGCGCCCCAGCAGUUUCGGGCCCCCGGUGAGGGUGGCAUCCUAGGAAUGGGCGCCAAUGCAGUUGUUCAUCACGUAGAACUGGACCCCACUUCGCCAUUGUUGACACCUCGAGAUUGGGAGAAAUCCGACGGACUCAGCUGGAUGGACGCAUUGCCACAGCACUGGAAUGCUGCAGUGAAGCGGCCAUUUGGCUUGUCCAAGAUGCUUGCCUCGAUGAAAUCUUCAUCCGAGGCAGGACUUGCAAAGCGUGUUCGUUUUGCUAAUAGAUUGAACAAGGACGGCCGAGUACUCCGCUUUUACGGUCUCGGGGUAGCCCUUUCGGCGAACGCAGACAAACCAAGUCAAUACAAGUUCGAAGUUGCAAUUCUAUCUCGUUACGAAGAAGAAUUUUCUACCUAUACCAUGAGAAAGUUCUUGGAGGACUAUUCGUCCAAUCGAGUCACAUGUCCAAAGGUUAUCAAAUGGCGCAAAAAGUUUUCAUUAAUUUCCGUGAAGGUCUUACUCGUCUCCUUGCUGAAUGCGUUCCGAGACUUGACGUUGGUGGGCGUGCGUGCCUUUGAUUUUAAUCAUCUGAACAAUGUGCUGGUCUCUCGAGACCACCAAACGGUCAAGCUAUUGGAUAUUGAUGGCAUGUCCAAGGGAAUCAUUGAAUUCGAUUCCGACUACAUUAAUGGUGACGACGACGACGGUGGUGGUUGUAGUGGUAGAACCAACACCACCACUAGCAAGACUACCGGUGGCAGUCCCCGCAAGUCCGUUCACAAACCAGCUUUGGACGUGGAUCUGAAUACGAUUCUUCCCAACAUUGUCUAUGAAUUGUUGCUCGGAAAAGCUCGUCCUCCAGGCUUUGUUUCCAACAAAAAGAGUGAAAUCUGGAGAGCCCCCAAGGAAAAAGCCAAGGAACUCAUCAAGGAAGUGAUUCGUGAAAACUUUUUUCAUGAUUCGUCGUCCAUGGCGUUGGAAGAACCGGAUGCUAUCGAACAAGAGGAAAAGCAUCUUGGUCGAUUAUCAGAAUGGUUUUGGACCAUGAUGAAGAAACAGGAACCUUGGGGAAAUUGGACCAAAGAUAUUUACGAUGCCAUGAGAUGCAUCGAUCACUUGCCAAUCGCAUAG